Molecule: messenger RNA, 1326 nt
Organism: Cryphonectria parasitica EP155
Lineage: Eukaryota; Fungi; Ascomycota; Sordariomycetes; Diaporthales; Cryphonectriaceae
Product: family 72 glycoside hydrolase
Exons: 3
Coding region: 1-1326 (441 amino acids)
Biological process (GO): fungal-type cell wall (1->3)-beta-D-glucan biosynthetic process
Cellular component (GO): fungal-type cell wall; cytoplasm
Molecular function (GO): 1,3-beta-glucanosyltransferase activity
Source: RefSeq, a predicted model, not a curated record
AUGAGAACCUCCAUUUUCACAGGCCUUGCCCUGCUGGGCUCGAUUUCCGCUGUCAACGCCAUUACGACCAUCUCCACCUACGGCAACAAGUUCUUUUACGAGAACGGUACCCAGUUCUUCAUCAAGGGUGUCGCCUACCAGCUGACUGACGAUGAUCCCCUCGUCGACAAGACUCAGUGCUCUCUGGACGCCUCGCUGAUGCAGGAGCUCGGAGCCAACACAAUCCGUGUCUACCACGUCGACGCCUCUUCUGACCACACUGACUGCAUGACCGUUUUCGCCGACGCCGGCAUCUACCUCCUUGUUGACCUGGACACCUUCGAUACUUACAUACUCCCGAAUAGCCCCUGGUGGAAUCAGACCCAGUAUGAACGAUUCACCGCGGUUAUGGAUGAGUUCCAACAGUACGAUAACACUCUGGGUUUCUUCGUGGGCAACGAGGUCAUUGCCCAGGCCAGCCAGAGCAUGGCGGCGCCUUUCAUCAAGGCCGCUGCCAGGGACCUGAAGGCCUACAGGGACUCCAAGAACUACCGAGACAUCCCUGUCGGCUACAGCGCUGCUGAUAUCGCCCAGCUCCGUCCCAUGCUUCAGGACUACCUCACCUGUGGCGGCAACGUGUCGGAUAAUGUGGAUUUCUUCUCUUUGAACAGUUACGAGUGGUGUGGCAGCGUUACGUAUCAAACCUCUGGGUAUGAGAACCUCGAGUCGGAGGCCGUCGACUUCCCGGUCCCCAUCUUCUUCAGCGAGACCGGUUGCAACACCUCACCCCCUCGCACAUUCGAGGACCAGGCUGCCAUCUUCGGCGAUGACAUGGUCAACGACUGGUCGGGUGCUAUCAUCUACGAGUGGAUCGAGGAGACGAACGACUACGGCCUCAUUUCGUAUGGUGCUCCUGCUGGCACUGCCACAGGCACCGGCAUCGUCGGCGGCUACACGAGAACCGGCACUCCCACCCCAGUCUCGCCCGACUUCACCAACCUCAAGACCCAGUGGGCGACCCUCACACCAACCGGGGUCAUGAAAUCCGAUGUGACAACCAGCACCCUCUCAACGCCCACGUGUCCCGCCAGCACCAGCGGCACCCAGGCCUGGCUCGUGAACGGCAACGUCGCGCUGCCCACCCUCGGAGAGACUUUGUACGACGGGACCUACACCUCGGCAGUGCCCACUGGGACGAAUGCUGGUUCCUCGGGUAGCACCGCAUCCAGCGGCUCCUCUUCCUCUAGCACUGGCAGCUCAAAGAGCCCGGCUAGCCCUAAGAGCAGCAUCACAAAGAUGAGCGCCGGUCUGGUGGCCGUGACGUUGGCAUUUGCAGUCUGGUUGUGA